UGCACUUUGUGCACGGCUAGGUGAGCGAGCUGACGCACAGUGUCGUCGUUGCAGUAGUGUACCUCAGCGCACUUCGAACACCAUCAACAGACCACCGUCAUCUUGACCCGUCCCGAUUAUCAGCCGUGGUGCCGCGGGAGAAACCUCCUAAUCGCCAACAUCGCCGGUUGCCAGAGCAACCAAGCGACGCUUCGAGAGAAGCAGUGAGAGCGAGGCGCAGUUCGACGCGUUUUAAUCGCGGAUUGCUACGUUCUUCCUUCCGUUUCGUUGUGUAUGUGUGUGUUUAGGAGUGUGAAAUUAGAUUACCGCUGACUACGGCGGCGAAAAAGGGUGUCCAGAAACCACUGGAAGUGAGCACAAUGGCCGGCCGACGGAACGAUUACGAUAUGCUGCAGGUUGUGCCGAAGUGGGAGAUUGCCAAGAUUUACGUCCGGUGUUUGCUGGCCAACUUUGUCGUACUGCUCAAGUGGCUCUACGAGAGUGUCAAGUGCAAGGUGAACCCGACCGCCAUCAUGCGCAAGACCAUCGAGCGGACAGACUUCCCCAACAAGCCGCCAAUUUUCAUGACCGACACCAAUCUGGGCCGGCACUCGUACGUGAAGCUGGAGAACACGAAGCUACACUUUGUCGAGGCGGGGAGCAGGAGCAAUCCAAUUGUGCUCCUCUUGCACGGUUUCCCCGACUGUUGGUUCGGGUGGCGAUACCAGAUAUCGGAGCUCACCCAUUACUUCCACGUUAUCGCGCUGGAUUUGAAGGGAUUUAAUGAUUCAGACAAACCACACUGGCGGUUCAAGUACACACCGAAGAAGGUCUGUGAGGAUCUGCGCAAGUUUUUGAUUGCAAUCAGCGCCAAGAGUGUCUCCAUUGUCGGGCACGACCUGGGAGCCACGAUCGGCUGGUUCUUUGCGCACACGAAUCCGGAAAUGGUCGAUAAAUUUGUUAGCGUUUCUACUCCACACCCGAACCUGCUCGUUUCUACUCCACACCCGAACCUGCUGUGGGAUAAUCUGCCGAAAAGCUCUCCUUUCAACCGGAAUUGGCUGGAGUUUGUGCAACUACCGAUGUUGCCAGAAAUGGAACUGAAGCACUCUGCCGAUCGGGUACUGCGCCGCUGCUAUCCGCAUGUGGCCAAAGAGAAAAUGUAUCAAACCGGAGCGAACGGAACCGUUACAAACAACGUGAUGGAGGCGUACAAGUACAGCUACAGCCAAACAGACGACUGGCGCGGCCCACUGAACUACUACCGGAACUUCCUAUUUUACCGCGUCCGAGACGGUGAGAUCAUACAGUGUCCCUGCCUGAUCAUCGCUGGCAACGACGAUCGAUUCUACAAGCUGGAGUCGGUGGUGAAGAGUUCGGAGUACUGCGAGAACGUGGUGAUUAAAAUCAUCGAACAGUCCGGUCGCGCACCGCACCAGGAAAUGGCGACAGAAUUCAACAGCAUUGUGCUGAGGUUUCUCAUCGGUAAAAAGUACUCCCAGAAACCUACCGAAAUGCAGUCCACUCCAUCGAGAGGCCUGGUAGGCCGUGUGUUUGGCGGCAUCGGAUCGGUGGCCAACAACACCGUUAAACUGGGCAACAAUCUGCGAGAAACGUACGCUUUCGCUAACCCGUUGAACAGUGUUCCUAACUUCAUGAUCAAAGGAUGAUGAUUAAAUAAGCUGUUCGAACAGAUUAAAUAGAAUACCAAACUGCUUAAAUUACUGCUCCUAGGCAAUCGAAGGCAAGCUAACGUCGUCGGUGAUCUGUGUAAAAUUGUGGUUUUAAGUUAUUGACCUUUGCCUGUAUGUGUAUGUUUUGAUGCGUUUUGUGUGAGUGAAUGCGUGUUUAAGCUUUUAUAAAGUGAAUGAAUAUUUUAUACCGUACAAUAGAAGUUGAAACAGAUUCAACAUUCAACUUGUGUCCAUUCCAGCAACUGCAUAUUGAAA
This is a messenger RNA of Anopheles bellator, 1928 nucleotides long. Its product is annotated as epoxide hydrolase 4-like. Bases 360 to 1649 code for a protein of 429 amino acids. Lineage: Eukaryota; Metazoa; Arthropoda; Insecta; Diptera; Culicidae. Gene Ontology annotation, molecular function: hydrolase activity. The transcript is spliced from 7 exons. The record is from RefSeq and is a predicted model, not a curated record.